UUGUCAUAUAGUUGGAGAAGCCAGCCUAUAAAAGCAAAUCACAAAUAUAAAUUGUUCCCAAGCAAUCAAACCUUGGUGACAGUAAACAUACAUACAAUUAAGGAAAAAAGUAUGGGAUCCCUUGAAACUCCAACCAAGCUUCUUGUGGUAGACUUCAACAAUGAAAACUUGAAACCUGGCUCAACUUCAUGGGCUGAUGCAUGCAAGGACAUUAGGACAGCCCUUGAAGAUCAUGGCUGUUUCAUUGCCCUCUAUGAUAAAGUCUCCCCCCAACUUCACAACUCAAUAUUCCACGCAUCCCAACAAUUGUUUGAUCUCCCUUUUGACAAAAAAAUCCUUAACACCAACGAAAAACCCUACCAUGGAUAUGUCGGCCAGAUCCCUUUUAUACCCUAUCAUGAAGCCUUUGGGAUCGACCAUGCAACCACCAUGGAAGGUGUCCAGAGCUUUUCCAAUCUCAUGUGGUCCGCCGGAAAUCACUCUUUCAGUGAAAGUUCGCACUCGUUUUCCAAGAUUGUAGCGGAGUUAGAGGAGAAGGUGUUGCGGAUGUUAUUCGAGAGCUAUGGUGUGGAGAAACACUACGAUUCGUACGUUGAAUCGACGGAUUAUCUUCUUCGAUACAUGAAAUACGAAGUCCCAGAAUCGGAUGAAAACAAGGUUGUUUUUCCUUGUCAUACCGACAAAACUUUCAUGACAGUCCUUUAUCAGCUGAAUCAAGUUUCAGGGUUGGAAGUAGAAGCAAGAAAUGGUGAAUGGAUUUCUGCCCACUUUCCUCCCUCUUCCUUCAUCGUCAUGGCCGGCGAAGCAAUCAAGGGGUGGAGCAAUAGCAGAGUGUUGGCACCCAUUCACAAGGUGACAUUGGACGCCAGUGGGAAGGAAAAAAGAUACAGUGUGGGAAUAUUCACUUUCUUGAACAACAGCAAGACGAUAGAGGUUCCAGAAGAGCUAGUGGAUGAUGAACAUCCAUUGCAGUUUAAGCCUUUCCUGCAUCUUGACAUGCUCAAAUUCUUUAACUCAGACAAGGGCAGGAGAUCCCACAAUUUACUCAAGGAUUUCUGUGGCGUUUAAUUUUAAUAUAAUAUAAUAAUUUACCAUUUUAUAUUAUAUAUGUAUGUAUUGUAUGGGCAUGCUAAGUAUGGGUAGCGGUUGCGAUUGUGAGCUUUCUCCCAAAAUCAAAGUAUGUAUUGCUGUAUAUGAUGUUAUGUUAUGUGUAGCUUAUAUAUAUAUAUAUUACCUAUCUAGCUGUUUGUCUCCAAUAAGGUAGUUGGGUCUGCAGUUAGUUGUUUGGCCCUAGCUACUUAUUAUGAGUAUGAUAUGAAAUGUGAGUUUCAUUCAGGUAAAGGGAAAUCGCACUUUUGGUCCCUCAAUUAGUACCACUUCUGCAAUGUUGUUCUUAUCUUUCAAUUUGUACACUUUUGA
Messenger RNA from Ipomoea triloba (trilobed morning glory), 1419 nucleotides. RefSeq names its product 2-oxoglutarate-dependent dioxygenase AOP2-like. Bases 112 to 1068 code for a protein of 318 amino acids. The record is from RefSeq and is a predicted model, not a curated record. NCBI's taxonomy places the organism in Eukaryota, Viridiplantae, Streptophyta, Magnoliopsida, Solanales, Convolvulaceae. The transcript has 3 exons. Gene Ontology annotation, molecular function: dioxygenase activity.